AUGACCGUUCUAGAGCUUCUCAUUUCGCCUUGGGCACCGGCCCUGCUGGCUGUAGGUGUUGCUGUAUACUACCUCUACCCUUACUUCGUCACAUUCGGUUCCCUUCGUGGAAUUCCGGCACCGUUUCCAGCUCAAUUCACCAAUCUAUGGCUCCUCUCCGUCGUCCGGCGUGGCAAGCGAUACAUCACCGUCCAUGAGAUCCAUGAGAAGUUAGGGCCCGUGGUUCGCAUCCAGCCGAACCAUGUGAGUAUCGCCGACGACGAGGCCAUUCAGACCAUUUAUGGUCACGGCAACGGCUUCCUGAAGGCAAGCUUUUACGACGCCUUCGUCUCCAUCCAAAGAGGACUCUUCAACACUAGAGACCGCCACGAACACUCGCGCAAGCGUAAGAUUGUCUCGCACACCUUCUCCGUCAAGUCAAUCGGCCAAUUCGAGCCGUACAUGCAUGAGAACCUGGUCCUCUUCGUCAAGAAGUGGGAUGAGCUCGUCAAGAACAAUCCAGCCGGCGCCAACAUUGAUUGUUUGAAAUGGUUCAAUUACUUGGCGUUUGACAUUAUUGGCGAUCUGGCGUUCGGCGCGCCAUUCGGUAUGAUCGAGGCUAGUGCUGAUAUCGCCGAGGUCCGCGAGUCUCCCACCAGUCCGCCCAUUUACGGGCCCGCCAUCGAGAUUUUGAACCGGAGAGGCGAGGUUUCUGCCACUCUUGGAAUCCUCCCCGAACUGAAGCCUUGGGCAAAGUACCUCCCGGAUCCGUUCUUUAGCCAGGGCUUGGAAGCUGUGCAGAACCUGGCGGGCAUGGCUAUUGCGCGUGUGAAGUCAAGACUGGACAAUCCGCCUGAUAUCAACAGACUCGAUCUGCUUGCGCGACUGAUGGAGGGACGUGAUGACAAGGGAGAGCCGCUGGGCAGAGAGGAGCUCACAGCAGAGGCCUUGACGCAGUUGAUUGCGGGUAGCGACACGACAUCCAACUCUUCCUGCGCGGUUCUGUACCACGCUACGAGAACCCCCGGCGUGUUGGAGAAGCUGCAGAAGGAGCUCGACCAGGCCAUUUCUCCUACCUGUGAGGUCCCGACCUACGAUAUGGUCAAGGACCUUCCCUACCUCUCCAUGGUCAUCGAUGAAACCCUCCGAUUCCACUCAACCUCUGGCAUUGGUCUCCCUCGUCAGAUCCCGGACAGUUCACCCGGUGUCACCAUCCGCGGCCACUUUUUCCCCCCUGGCACCGUCCUCAGCGUUCCCUCGUACACAAUGCACCACUCCAAGGAGAUUUGGGGCCCGGACGCCGAUGACUUCCGUCCCGAGAGGUGGGAAUCGCUGACGAUGAGGCAGAAGAAUGCCUUUAUCCCGUUCAGCACUGGACCCAGAGCCUGCGUUGGAAGGAACGUGGCGGAGAUGGAGAUGAAGCUCAUUGUUGCCACGUGGGCCAGGAGGUAUCGCGUUGAGCUGAGACAAGAAGGCAUGGAGACGAGAGAGGGGUUCUUGAGGAAGCCCUUGGGACUGGAUAUCAACAUCAAAAGGCGAUGA
Messenger RNA from Colletotrichum orchidophilum, 1521 nucleotides. RefSeq names its product benzoate 4-monooxygenase. The coding region runs from base 1 to 1521 and encodes 506 amino acids. Gene Ontology annotation, molecular function: oxidoreductase activity, acting on paired donors, with incorporation or reduction of molecular oxygen; heme binding; monooxygenase activity. The record is from RefSeq and is a predicted model, not a curated record. NCBI's taxonomy places the organism in Eukaryota, Fungi, Ascomycota, Sordariomycetes, Glomerellales, Glomerellaceae. The transcript is spliced from 2 exons.